AUGGAGCAAAUCAAUAAUCACACUACUUCUAUUAAUAACACUCCUAAUCCUAACACUGUCAAUCUACUUUACGGUCUCACUGACAAACGCCACUCUAAAACACAAACCAUUUAUAUUCCCACAACCAUUCCCCUCCCCGAUCCUCUCAACAUAUCUUCUUUUGAGAUCGCCAUUGCGCGUCACAUCACCGCUCACCCCACCACCAAUGGGCAUGACAUACUCCUUCGCCCACCUUAUUGCGUGGUCUGGUCUGCCCAGAAAGACCUAAAACUCACCCUGCUCUUGGACCGUAAAUCCAAGCUACUGAGCGCAGAACUCAGGAUGGACAACCUCCGCACUCUUUUUGACAUGGUGAGGUUACGGGGCGGCAAAGACGUCAUUUGUGUCGAAGGGAGUAUCCACGAACGAAAAGACUUCUCCGAAGAGGAAGGUGUGGGGGAGGAAGGGGGGAGUGAAGGGCAGAGUAGCACGCUUCCACACCAGCAGUCACCACCACUUCACAGCGCCAAAAUGGCGAGACCGCGCCCACCUCCGACGCCAUUGGGCGACCAUCAUGCCCAAAUCUUUCACACUUCACUCGCAAAUCUACGACACCACGCUCUUGUGGACAGCCUUCAGGAGCAAGACAUAACGGCGCCACACCCCAAGGAACGCAAACGAAAACGCGAGAAUGAGAGCACAAGCAUGGCACCUGUCCUCCAUGCACAUAUUAGCAGCUGCAACGCUGGCGCUCGUUCUCCCUCUCCUCUCGGGUCCGCUUCAGAACAAACUGUGACACAACCCAACACAAAGCGCCAGCGACAACAAUCCCAUCCUCAGCCCGCACCGGCAACCUCACCAGAACAAACUAUGCCUCUCCGUCCAGUUAAAGCGCGGCUGCACACCCUCCGCGAACUCCACGCACGGCGCCUCGUCGAGCUCGGCGGGCCUGAUCUCACCUCCGUUCAGACACUGGACGACCAGCACCCGCGGUCCAGGACCUCAAACAGCCCGUCACAAGCUCGCCCACCGUCCAACCCCACCACACCACUUACCUCAGUCUCAAGUUCAAAGAACGGCGCUCUGCUGAGACGAUGGACCACAUCUGCGCCGCUGUACGCGCCUAGAGAGAAGAGUGCGAGUGUGGACCUAGCGUACGACGCAGUGGCUUCAGCAGCUGCACACCCAUCCCCAUCUCCCGCGCCUCCGUCCGCAUCUGCACUGCCAGCACAGAAGCGCGCUCCCGAGCGUACAGGUCACUGGAUCGGAGGCUUCCCAAUGGGCGAAAGCUCCGACUCAGACUCAAACCCAGACCCGGACACAUUUCCCAGUGCAAGCGCGCAACAGACGCGGCGAACCGCUGCCUUUACUCCAGCCGCGCCUGCCAGCACUGUCAAAGAAGCUGCUAAGGGUGCGGUGGCGCCGCUGGUUAUACUGGAGGACGAGAUGGAUGAGGCAGACGAGGGAAAUACCUGGGACGGAUUUAUUGCGGAACUGAAGAGAGCUGGGGGAUGGGAAGACGAUGAGGACGAUGAUGGGGAGGAGAUGUGUGUGCGAUAGCAGGACGCCGGCCCGCUCGCGCAACCAAGUGAGUGAGUGGCGGGGCGGGCGUGUGCGUGAAAGGAAUGAAGGAGACGGGAGUAACUUUACGAAUGGGCAUGGGGUGGAAAAUGGUGGAGAGGGAUGGAUGAAUGACGAUCUAAACGACAGCUAGAGAUCUCUUUCUUUUCUUUGUCGGUUGGACAUACCAAUGCCAUAGCACAUCAAAUCAAACCACACCAAGCAAAUCAAACCCCACCACCCGCGCUUGCCCACACACGCAGAUACAAACCGACUAACAGAGAGAAAGAAAGA
Messenger RNA from Aplosporella prunicola CBS 121167, 1833 nucleotides. RefSeq lists its product as uncharacterized. Lineage: Eukaryota; Fungi; Ascomycota; Dothideomycetes; Botryosphaeriales; Aplosporellaceae. The record is from RefSeq and is a predicted model, not a curated record. Bases 1 to 1539 code for a protein of 512 amino acids. The transcript has a single exon.